AUGUUAAAGUGGCAGUUAAGAACGUUGAAUUCCUGUGUGCUACUACUCAAAAUCACGUGCAUAUUAUUAAUUGACCGCGUAUACGGCGUUGAGCAAGUUCAGUCGAAGGCAUUAAUCAACAGUUCUUUAGGCAGUACAACUGUAAGUAAUGCCCCUGUACAAUUAACAACCCUUAAAUUCAAUUCAUCUGAAACACAUAACAAUUCAACACCAUCACUAACUGCUGGUCUACCCUUAAAAUCUGAAAUCAGAACAUCGCCUACUCCAGUUGCUUCAAAUGCUUCGUCAACUGUUCAGCCUAUACAUUCUACUAAACAGUCUAUCCAGUCUACUACAUCAACCAGAGCAGUAACAACUGAACACGAUGAUUUUUUGCACCAUGAUGAUAUAGAACAAGACGAGCUAAAAGCAACAAAGUUAAAUGAAAAUCCUGUGGAUAUAAAUGACUCAAUAGAUGUACCACAAAUUGAUGAUUCGCCGAAAGAAAGUCACCAUAAUCAAAGGAUCAAUGAUAGAUAUGUUUUUAAAGAACCGUUACCUCGAAAGACAGGAGGAGACCGUAACCGACUGCUUGAUUCUGAAGAUUCAUUUGUGGAACGUCAAUAUUUUUCGCAUGUGUCUACAAGUUCUGUACUGAUAAUUUGCUUUAUUAUAAUUGUUCUACUUUUGUGUAUAUGGAAACCGCUUUGUCACAUCUUAUACGGCAUAUACGCUGGUUAUUGUUGA
Trichobilharzia regenti is the source of this 726-nucleotide messenger RNA. The record is from the annotation of a GenBank genome assembly. NCBI's taxonomy places the organism in Eukaryota, Metazoa, Platyhelminthes, Trematoda, Strigeidida, Schistosomatidae.